This is a messenger RNA of Cladocopium goreaui, 708 nucleotides long. The record is from the annotation of a GenBank genome assembly. Lineage: Eukaryota; Dinophyceae; Suessiales; Symbiodiniaceae.
GGUUCCACUAUGCCGCCAUGUUUCCUGAAACAUGUUGCUUCAACAACGGCUUUCAGGGCCCAGUGCGGAAAAUUUCCGCGUUUCCUGGCAGCUGCGCCGGGAAAUUUGCCGCCCGUUGGUUGGCAGGUAUGCCGCAGCGAACGGUACGGGAAAACUUACUUCUGGAAUCCUCACACUGGAGAAUCGCGAUGGGAAUGUCCAGAUGCGAAUGCGGAAACCGUCCUCUCUUCAGAUUGGCAAGCAGUGUUUUCGGAGGCCCACGGCAAGCACUACUUCUGGCAUCAUCCCAGCGGCAAAACGCAAUGGGAAAUGCCGGUGUUGCGCGGAGCAGUUGCUUCGGAGGCAAUCGCGCAUGAAGAGACGGUCAAGUACCACCGGCAAACUUUCACUGGAGCACCUGGUGGCAAAGGUGUCGUUGAUUCUCCAAGAGCUGAACUUUUGAACCAAUGGCGUGACGUGCUGCACUCUGCCCCACUUGGAGAGGAGCUUCAAGGGGACAACCUCGAAGUGAUUAAGGAGCUCUUGCAGUAUCACCCUGCAGCGAAGGAAAAAAUUGGUCCUGGGCUUCAAGGCAUCAAGGUUGACUGGGCCCCGCCCAACCAUCACAAACCCAGUCGUUGCUUCUGGGUUUUGCGGACAGAUGGCUCUCAGGAGGAUUUCUCUGCCAGAAAGUGUGCCAGGAUGCUGGGGUUGAGGCCGAGAUGAAAA